Messenger RNA from Seriola aureovittata, 3339 nucleotides. It is a transcript of the gene napgb, whose product is annotated as N-ethylmaleimide-sensitive factor attachment protein, gamma b. The record is from RefSeq and is a predicted model, not a curated record. The coding region runs from base 1599 to 2288 and encodes 229 amino acids. Gene Ontology annotation, molecular function: soluble NSF attachment protein activity; syntaxin binding. Lineage: Eukaryota; Metazoa; Chordata; Actinopteri; Carangiformes; Carangidae. Gene Ontology annotation, cellular component: vacuolar membrane; SNARE complex. Gene Ontology annotation, biological process: intracellular protein transport. The transcript is spliced from 11 exons.
UUGCGGCUGAGGAGGAGCUCAUAUUAAUCCAAACACGGAGGCAACAAUAUCCACAGCGUUUGUAGACAACAAAUUUAUUAUAUCCAGUCGACUUCAGUAACAGCAUGGCCGCUCAGAAGAUAAACGAAGCUCAUGAGCACAUAGCUAAAGCGGAAAAGUGCUUAAAGACAAGUCUGACAAAGUGGAAGCCUGAUUAUGACAGUGCUGCAUCAGAAUACGCCAAAGCAGCUGUGUGCUUCAAGAAUGCCAAGCAGUAUGACCAGGCAAAGGAUGCUUACCUGAAGGAAGCUGAAUAUCACACAGAAAACAAGACGCUUUUUCAUGCUGCAAAGUAAGUAUCCCUGUUUUAUAACCCUGAUAUUAAGGGUGGGCGAUAUGGCCUCAAAAUUAUACCACGAUAUUUCAAGGAAAUUAGCAAUAAUGAUAUUAUGACGAUAUAGAAAAAAAAUAAAUACUGAACAACGUUUUAUCAGUGAUUGCAACUUGUAGGCAGCAGCAUUUAUUAGUGCAAACAAUAUUAUAUAUGCACUAAUAAUGCACUAUAUUUAUUAGUGCAAUUUCCAUCCUUUACCAAUGAGCUACUGUCAUUGAUGACAGACUACCUGAUCGAAGUGUGAAUCUAUUGCCACAAGGUGGCAACAGCAGCAGCAUUAUAGUGCAAUAGUAGUGACACAGCAUUAUACACAGCAUGAGUCAAAUGUAAGCACAAGAGUAGCCUAGGUAGUGUUUUCUCUGGAAAUCCUAAGUAUAACAUAACUGCUUAACACUUUAGUUCAACAAUAACAAUAACUUAAGUAACUUAACCUUGUAACUCUUCAGGAGCCUGCACAAUUUUGUCAGCUAAUAAAGUUGACCUCAAAUUUUAAGUACAAAUGUAAACAAACAGCAGCAAUCCACAUGCCUGUAGUUGAGCCCAAAAACUCCACCGACAAUAGAGCUGCUAGUUUGUCGCAGCAUGCUUCAUACAUCGCAGGCGAGGAUGUCUUUCUACCUGGGAUGUUGUAUCUUGGGUCGAGCUUUUUAAACAGUUGCUUUAACCCUUCCUUUUCCACCGUUUGGAUUGGCAUCAUAUCCUUGGCCAAACAAUAUGUAACCGCAUCAGUAAUUUCCAUCCACCGUUUGAUCAUAUGGAGUGCAACUAGCGAGGGCUGCAACAAUGCUCGGUUGUUUACUGUUGGGCCGCACAUCACCAGCUGCUAGUAUCUCCUCCUCGCCUGCCUUCAUAGCCUGGUUGAAGUUGAUGGUGUGUUUUUGCUUCAAGUGGUGAAACAAGUUUGUUGUGUUUCCACCUUUCGCGGUAACAGUUUUCUUGCAUAUUUUGCAAAGUAUUGUUUUUGUCUUUGUUGGAGGUCUGACCUCUUGUAGCCAAACCACUUCCAUACUAUUGAAGUAGCUCGCUUUUUAGGUCCUAAAUCGUCAUCGGAGGCUGACACGCUGCUCUCGCUCUCAGACGUAUUUGGGCAUCUGUCCUUGUUGUGUGCGCUAUAUCAUUGAUAUGAUAAGAUGACAUCCCUACCCGACAUUACACUAAAACAUAAAAAGCAUUUGUUUUAUUCUCACUCCUCUUCUCCUUUCUCAGGGCCAUUGAACAGGCAGGUAUGAUGAUGAAGGAACAAAAGAAGAUGCCAGAGGCCAUCCAGUACAUAGAGAAAGCCUGUAUGAUGUACAUGGAGAACGGGACCCCUGACACUGCUGCCAUGGCUCUGGACAGGGCUGGAAAACUGAUUGAGCCUAUAAACCUGGAGAAAGCUGUGGACCUGUAUCAAAAGGCAGCUGGUGUGUUUGAGAAUGAGGACCGUCUGCGUCAGGCUGUUGAACUGCUGGGCAAAGCCUCCAGACUUCUGGUCAGGUUAAAAAGGUUGGACGAAGCAGCGGUGGCUCUGCAGAAAGAGAAGAACAUGUACAAAGAGAUCGAGAACUUCCCCAUGUGCUUCAAGAAAACAACUGCCCAAGUGCUGAUUCAUCUUCACAGAGGGGACUACGUAGCAGCUGAUAAAUGUGUCAGAGAAAGUUACAGUCUGCCUGGCUACAGUGGAAGCGAAGAUUGCAUCGCCAUGGAGACGCUACUGCAGGGCUACGAUGAGCAGGACGAGGACCAGGUUUACCGCGUGUGCAACUCACCUUUACUGAAGUACAUGGACAAUGACUACGCCAAGCUGGCCAUUUCCCUGAGGGUCCCCGGAGGAGGAGGAAAGAAGAAGAAGGCUGCAGCUGCUCCACAGGGUGGCGCUAGUGGGGCGCCAGCUGCCGCCGAUGAGGAUGAUGAUUAUGAGGGCGGGUUGUGUUAGCCUCCAACAUGCUGACUCUACCCAUCUACUGUUCCACCACUACACCCUCUGUGUACGAGUUAAAAACCUUGACAAACCCCCACAGCUCUGAAGCCCAGAUGGGCGACUGUUUUGAUCUUUAUCGUGCAAAAAAUAAUAAUAAAAAAAAAAACAUUUAAAACCCCAACAGUUACAGUCGGUGUUGCAGAAGAGUCGAGUGCAAACAGCCUUUUAAUUUGCGUUUCUUUGAGGUGGAUCCUCUGUGUAAUGAAAAAUCACUCUUCAAUGUUCAAUAAUGUAUGAAAGCCUGUUGUAUGUAAAUGUUCCAUUUCUUGUUUCUGUGAAGCUGUACAUUUUGCUGUUAUUGCUUGUGGAAAGGUUACUAUAGAUAUAUUAAAAAUCAGAAAUACUUUAAGAAAUAUGUCUAAUAAGUUGAUCAAUAUAUAGGUGUUUAUUUGUACUACUUACUUGUAGUUAAUUUAUUCAGUAUUAAUAGAUACAGUCUUGAAAAAUGCUGGAACAAUAUGCAGUCAGUUAAUGCAUGUUUGGAAUAAUGAAAUCAAAACCAAUGCUGUGAUGAAUUGGUUAAUAUUAAUGCUUAAAAAUGAUUCACUCCGUCUUCAACAUAAGCGCUUAUUCAUGAAUUAAAAAAGGAACCGUACAACUCCUGAUGAUGCAGCUUGUAGCCAAUCGUAGACCGUUUAUUUGUCUACCUCGAGGUGUGUGUUAUCCACCUUUUAAAAGAAAAAAACCCAUGGCUGUGUCUACCAAUUUCCAUAGUACAAUCCUCAAAUUAAAACGACUUAAACAUGAAAAAAGGGACCAUGCAGUGAUUUUUUUUUCCUUUUUAAUACUGAAUGUGUCAUUUAUCUUGGUGUUCAUACUAAGAAUGCGAGAAUUCCUCUAGACAAGAUCAUUUAAAUGCCAAUUCAAAAAUAUUCUGUCACUAAAAAGUAAUAAAAAGGGACUGUUUACAUUUUUUAUUUGUACUGUUGCCCACUUCUUGUAUAUUCCUCAAAAGCAAAUGUCCAAACUUUGCACAUGCAUCAAUAAACAUUUCCGUUGUGUGGCA